AUGGUUGCGAUUUUCAAUGAAAUCAUCAAAUCCAAUACCAGCCCUAACGAAAAUGAUAUAUUUGAAGUUUUAAGGACAUUCCUAAACAACAUAAUUAAAGAAAUUGAUGAACUUGGUACUAUAAUAAAAAACAAUGAUGGUGUUAGUAUCAGUGUCAAGAAUCAAAAAAUGUUGCGUACCUGUUACCAAAUAAUUACCUCAUUUGGUAUUUCAACAUCUUUAUUGCCGGGCUUAGGAAUCAGCCUGUCCAAGAGAUGUUCCACUGCAAAGUCACUGCCUACACUAUCACUUAAAGAUACAGAGAAAUAUGAACUAUUAGUUUUAUGUACUGAUUUCUUGUCAAGAAGUUAUGAAGUGCCAGUACUUAAAAAUAUUAUUUUAACUUUUCAUUUGUCCGACUAUUUGGCGGCACUUAUACAAUUAGCGUUUGCCCCUUUGAAGAAACCUGGAAAAUAUACAAAUUUUACUAUGACUGAAGAGCUGUACAACAAGUUAUUGUUUGAUAAGCAGAAAUAUAUGAAGAUGUAUGAGUAUUUAGUGAAUAAUUGUUUCCAGCCAAUGUUAAUGAAGGAACUAUUAGUAUUACAGAAUAUAACAGAGCAUCCACCGCCAAUGUUUGUUAAGAAAGUUAUUUCAAAGGAAAUGAGUAGGCGUCUUACGACUUGGGGUGGGUUACUAAGCUUAAUUCGAUGUUUCAUUGAAAGCCACGAGGUAGAUGUAGGUGUUGAAUGGAAGAAAAUAGAAAUGAUCUGUAAAAUUGUUACUUGUAGACAUUUGAAUUUAAGCGAAGAUGAUUAUUUGAGUAACAUUGUCUCACAGUUACGGCAUAUAUACACUAUGAAUAAUAAACAUUACUUGAUAACGGCAUCUUCAUGUUCAUUAAGCUUGUAUUCCACAUACAAUAAAUCCACACCAGUGAUUAAUUUGGUUAAAGAAGUCUUUGGUAGUUUUGAUCAUGAAAUUUUAUUGGCCGAUGCUUUGCCGGGAACUAUUAUAUUGGUAUCACAACAAGUUCAACACAACAUACAAAUUCUUCAUGCAUGUACAGCUAUAACACAAUAUGAGUUACCGAAACAUAUUAUUUCCAAGAACUUGUAUGUGCUAUAUCUAUUACGUCUUAACUGUACAAACACUGAAAUUAAGCACAAAUUAAACGACAUUAUACUAAAAAUUCUGGAGUUAUUAAAUAAAACUGAUAUAAAAGCUGUAAUCGAACAAAUUCUUUUUGGACUGAACAAUCAUGAUUCUCAUAAAGUUAUGGCUAAAGAAUAUAACUCUGGUCUUUCAGUGAAAUGUGUAACGGCAGACUUUGAAUAUCCAAUUGACGAAGCAGUUAUAUAUUUUAUAGAAAUAUUUAACUUAAUAACAAACAAAAAUGUUGUUUGUAACAUAUUUGAAGCCUGUUUAUUAAUAUUUAUUGAAUUGAAUCAAGAAAAAGACAAAUGUAAUAAAGAGACUUUUCUUUUGGUUGAAGAUGAGCCUGAAUUACUUAACUUGGAGAGCAAAAAGUAUGCUCAUAUGCUUCAUAUCCUAUCUGAAAUAUCAGGAUCCAAAAAAGUUAUAGAUGCUUUGAAAGACAAUCCACUUAUUGUACUAGAUUUCGUUGAAUCAUUGUUACUAAAGAAUAUAAACCCAAUAAAUGAUGAAUGUUGUACAAUCGCUCUUGUGCUUCUUAAUACUAUUGUAGCCAAUAUUGAGAAAACGGAGGAUAUAAAAUUAAGACUUAGUUGUCUGAUGCCAAGGCUAAAACAGUUGUCAGAGGAAGAUUCAUCGUAUGUAAAUGUUUUAUCCAAGGAAACAUUAUCUUUGAUCGAAAUGGAAUGUCCAAAAGCUGAUAAAAGUGGUUAUGAAAAAGCUGUGUCCAAUAUUUAUGACAAAUUACUGCCAGUGAGAGUUCACGGGGUCAUUGAACUCACUAAACUAAUUGAUAAAUCAGAUGUGGAGACCAUUUCUAAGAGACAUUUCGUAUUUUGUCUGUUCCAGGAACAACUCAAACAUCCCGACUCCUAUAUGUAUUUAGCGUCAGUGAACGGUAUAGCCUCGCUAGCUAUGCACUGCACCAGUGAAGCGUUGUCUACACUUUGUAAAGAAUAUUUAGAAAUUUCUUCCGAUAUCAGAAAUAAGGAAAGCGAAAACCAAAGCGCAGAACUGAGAAUGAAAAUAGGAGAUGUAAUAGUUAAAGUUACGAGGAGAUUAGGUGAAAUGGCGGUAGUUCAUAAAACCAUUUUACUGAACACGAUGCUCUGUGCCUGCAAGGAUGAUGACCCGCUGAUAAGAACCUCGGCUUUAUCGAAUUUAGCUGAAAUAGCAUUGGUUUUGAAUUACAAAAUCGGUUCUAUUUUAUACGAAAUAUUGCUAUGUAUUUGGGAUGUUAUAAAUGGGGACCCAGCUUUGGAAUGUCGAAGAGCGGCUGUGAUGGUACUGGCGAAUCUAAUUAAGGGUCUUGGCAAAGAUACUUUAGUAGAACUAAAUGAUACUUUACUACCCAUAUAUAAAACACUACUCAAACUCUACAAAGAUAAUGAAGAAGACUCAUUAGUCAGACUUCACUCCCAAAUCGCUCUUGAAGAACUAAAUGACAUCGUCAAAGAAUUCCUUACACAACGUCUUCCAUACGAAAAAGAAAUUACAUUAACUACUACCCCCAAUAACAUAAGUUUCAAAUAA
Molecule: messenger RNA, 2667 nt
Organism: Danaus chrysippus (African queen)
Lineage: Eukaryota; Metazoa; Arthropoda; Insecta; Lepidoptera; Nymphalidae
Source: the annotation of a GenBank genome assembly